CUAUCCUUGGCAGACCACCGAGGUUAGUUUUUUGCUGUUUGUCGAGCUUUGAAGAUGUCUGGUCGCGGCAAAGGCGGAAAAGGCUUGGGCAAAGGGGGAGCGAAAAGACACCGGAAGGUCCUCCGUGAUAACAUCCAAGGCAUCACGAAGCCGGCUAUCCGGCGUUUGGCUCGCCGCGGAGGCGUGAAGCGAAUUUCUGGCUUGAUCUACGAAGAGACGCGUGGGGUGUUGAAGGUCUUUCUGGAGAACGUGAUCCGCGAUGCCGUGACUUACACCGAGCACGCCAAGCGGAAGACCGUGACGGCCAUGGACGUGGUGUACGCGCUGAAACGCCAAGGUCGUACUUUGUACGGCUUUGGGGGCUAAUUCUAGACAAAAAAAGACAACAAAACAACGGUCCUUUUAAGGGCCACCCACAAUUUCAGAAAAAGAGUUGUAGCGUAUAUAUAUAAAAAAAUCACCUUAAUAUAAUAUUUCUUAGUGGAAAUAACGACUUAUUUGGUAAAAACUACUUGGUCGAGUAAAAUGGCUGGCUAUGUAAAUAA
Messenger RNA from Pantherophis guttatus, 545 nucleotides. RefSeq names its product histone H4. The record is from RefSeq and is a predicted model, not a curated record. Lineage: Eukaryota; Metazoa; Chordata; Lepidosauria; Squamata; Colubridae. Gene Ontology annotation, molecular function: protein heterodimerization activity; DNA binding; structural constituent of chromatin. Gene Ontology annotation, cellular component: nucleosome.